UCGGAUUUGCAACAUCAGUUCUUCACCAUCAUGUCUCCUCUUCGGUCACUACCCAUCCUCGUGGUUUUCAUUACCAUCGCUCGAGGUGAAAAAAUAAGUGACAAAAGUGAACAUAAGAAGUCGAUAUCCAGGGAUUGCGCCAAUUCGUACACCACAACGUGUCUCAAACUCGAUAUUGUCUCAUGGGUGGACAAGCUCAACGAGCAGGACGACUACAGCGUCCUCCCUGGCGUCUCCGUCAUCCGCGAGAACCCCAACGGCACCAACCCCAACACCGCCGACAUCGUCGCCGAACUCGCCCGUGACUUCCCCAACGACCCCGACGCCCGUCUCGACGCCUUCCUCAUGAAAAAACUCACCGGCUACUUAAACUCGCACUCGGUGCGUCUCAACCUCUUCGACGGUAAGUCGGAGGUCACCGCUCGAGGAGGCGGUGGUGGCGGCGGCGGCGGAGGCGGCAAAAAGGGCGGCGGCGGCGGUAUGGGGGCCAUUCUCGCCGCCGGUGCCAUGAUGAAAGGAACUCUGUUUGCCCUGGCGUUGGGAGGGCUGGCGGCGCUCGCAGGCAAAGCCUUGAUGACGGCCUUGAUCUCAUUGGUGUUGUCCGCGGUUAUCGGACUCAAAUCGCUGACUCAUGGAGGAGGCAAAUCGACAACUUACGAGGUUAUAGCCAAACCGAUUUACACGCAUGCCAACACGCAUUCGGUCUCGCACGAGGAGCAUGGUGGAGGAGGGCAUUAUGGGCACUCGGGGUACGGGAGGAGUCUAGACAUGCCGCUGCCUUUGGGGUUACAACCGGGUUAUAAGCCCCAAUAAGUCCACUAACCGAUUUUUAUUUAUGCUAUUUAUGAUGUUGGUUCGACUUUUUAUUUAUUUCGUUUCCUCGUGAUUAUUUAUUUGUCUUUGUGUAAAUAAAUAAACUUUAAUUCUCAUUUAA
Tribolium madens (black flour beetle) is the source of this 934-nucleotide messenger RNA. RefSeq lists its product as uncharacterized. The record is from RefSeq and is a predicted model, not a curated record. Bases 31 to 813 code for a protein of 260 amino acids. The transcript is spliced from 2 exons. NCBI's taxonomy places the organism in Eukaryota, Metazoa, Arthropoda, Insecta, Coleoptera, Tenebrionidae.